AUGUUUGAAGUCGCCACAAUUUCAAAUGGUGUACGACGAGUUCUUAACGCAGAAGUGUCAGGAAAAUGUCAAUUUUCAGUUCUGGUGAAACUAUAUGGAGAUGAUAUUUAUCCUACUCGAUUUUACCCGUGCGCAGCGGGAGGGAGAUUGGGAGUUGUAUCUAGACAGCUUCCGUGCCAUGCUUCCAUACUUUUUCAGGUACGACCACCUGAAUUAUGCCAAGUGGAGGUCGGUAUUUAUCGCCGAGAUGGAACAAUUGCCGCAUGAAGUGUUACGGGAGUUUAAGAAGGGUAACUUCGUUGUAAAGUAGAAAGAGGGCGCUUUCAAUGAAGUAAGCGCUGACCACAGCCUCGAGUGGUUGAACAGCAUUGGUAAACGAGGAGGUGGUAUUGUUGGUAUAACUAAGACAUCUUCAGCCUUGAGCAGGUGCGUUAACGCUUUUAAUAAAUACAUUUUAUAUUCAGUUCCUUAUUUCAAGUGUCCAAAUAAUGCUAAAUCGGGCGCAAACAUGCAGCCUUAAUCGGCCAGUUACUUAUUUGGAUAACUGGUUAUUUGUGUAGUACAAAACCGGUUUGAGAUCGAUACUCACGUGUGCACUAUUUAAUAAAGUGUCAAAAUACGGAACAACUUGUAAAGUAUUUACAUACUACCUACAAUUAUAUAUUUACCAAAUUAAUGGUGUAAAAUUUAUUAUUUUCUACUUCCAAGGUGGGCUCUGUCUUAUAAUUUGCGGUCGGAGAUUGCUGAGAAAACUCAUGAGAUGUUUGGCCUAGUUCAAGAGGAUACGUAUUCUUACAACGAAUCUGCGCCUGCAAGGAUUGUUCGCGACAAUAAGGAUGAAGAAUCACUCAUUUCCGUCUUCGAGCAGCAUCAUGUGUUUUCACCAACAUCCCAUCCAGAAUGUCUUUUUAGCAUCGCUAUGAAAGAUUUGGCCACCGUCGAGAUUCAGGAAUCACUGUUAGGCGCGAAAGAUAUGGGACAGAAACAAGUUAAAGACUUUGUACAGCAAAGGUUGACUGAACCACUUCAACAACAACCUAAUAACUUAACAAAUACCCGAUUCCUACAAUCAUGA
Molecule: messenger RNA, 1075 nt
Organism: Paramuricea clavata
Lineage: Eukaryota; Metazoa; Cnidaria; Anthozoa; Malacalcyonacea; Plexauridae
Source: the annotation of a GenBank genome assembly